AUGGCCUCGCAGGAGCAGGUCUGGCCAGUCCCAAUGAAGGCAAUUGGAGCACAAAACCUUUUGACAAUGCCUGGAGGAGUGACCAAAUCAGGGUAUCUUCAUAAAAAAGGAGGCACCCAGCUGCAGAUCUUGAAGUGGCCAUUGAGAUUUGUGAUUAUCCACGAGGGAUGUAUUUACUAUUUUAAGAGCAGCACAUCUGCAUCUCCACAGGGUGCAUUUUCUUUGAAUGGUUACAACAGGGUUAUGCGGGCCGCUGAGGAGACAACAUCAAGCAAUGUGUUUCCUUUCAAGUUAGUUCACAUUAGCAAGAAGCACAGGACGUGGUUUUUUUCAGCUUCUUCUGAAGAUGAAAGAAAGCAUUGGAUGCUAUCCCUUAGGAUGGAAAUUGAUCACUACCAUGAGAAGAAAGAAACAAUAACAGAAUUCAGUGACUCUGGUUCUGAUGCAGACAGUUUCUAUGGCUCAGUAGAACGUCCCAUUGAUAUCAAGUAUUCUCAUCAUUCAGCAGAUAACGAAGAUUACGACCAGGAGGAAGAGGAUGAGUCUUACUUGCAGCCAGAUACUUCUGACAUAGUGAAAGAUGAUAUGGUCCUGCCCCCAGCCUACCCACCUCCACCAGUUCCUUAUGUCAGAAAAGCUGCCUACUCAGAAUCAAGGGCAAAUUCCUUUGCUGGCAAAUCUACUGUGCCAAUACCACCACCGCCUCCUAAAAGAAGCUUACCUGAUAUCAAACUAGAGGAUAUCUUAAAGAUGAGAGAAUCCCAGUUACAGUGCCGAGCUGAACCUAAUCUAAAGAUUCAAUCCUCAAGCCGGAGACUAAGUGAACAGCCACCCCCUGUACCCCCUCUACCUCUUUUCAAAAAGCCUGUGUGUGUCAAAGAACCUUGCUCACUGCCUCCAGAGCCUCUGCCUCUAGCUCAAGUUCUUGCUACUCCAGAAGGAUGUGAGAAGCUAAAAACCUUAAACCUGUCACUGCAAACUCCUCCUCCACUUCCAGGCAGUAAACCCAAGCUGCCACAGUUUACUGAAAAACCAGUAGAGCCCAAAGUGCCAAGAGAACAUGGUAAACCUGGACUGUUUGUGCCACCUGUGCUCCCAAAGCCAGCUGUGCCAAGCCACGAGCCCCCUGGAAUCAAGCCUAGAUCAGAGAAGUCUUCAUGUUCCCAGUUACAGAGAUCAUCACCAGAUGGACAGAGUUUUAGAAGCUUCUCAUUUGAAAAACCAGCGCUACCCUCCAAGCCAAGCCAACCUGGUGAUGAUUCUGAUGAUGACUAUGAAAAAGUUGGGCUGCCUACUUCAGUAUUUCUUAAUACCUCUGAAUCCUUAGAAGUUGAAAGGACAUUUAGAGCCAGUAGCCCACGGGGACAACCACAAAAUGGAUUGUACUGCAUUAGGAACUCAUCUACUAGGUCUGGAAAGGUAUUGGUUGUAUGGGAUGAAUGUGCAGAAAAAGUGAGAAACUACAGAAUCUUCGAAAAGGAUUGCAAGUUUUACCUGGAUUCAGACAUCAUGUUUUUGAACAUGGGAAGCCUGGUCGAAUACUAUAGCACUCAUGUCUUACCUAGUCACGACAGCCUGAUUCUUCGGUGUCCUUAUGGUUACUCUAAACCAAGGUGACAUGACGCAUAAUUCACUGACGCUUAGGACAGAUGGGUUCCCUGCUGCCCUUGAAUUAAAUGUGGACUCCUGCCACUGUUGGACAUCCCAUUGUUUGCACACGGAAACCGA
Pelecanus crispus (Dalmatian pelican) is the source of this 1728-nucleotide messenger RNA. NCBI's taxonomy places the organism in Eukaryota, Metazoa, Chordata, Aves, Pelecaniformes, Pelecanidae. The record is from RefSeq and is a predicted model, not a curated record.